This is a messenger RNA of Saccharomyces paradoxus, 1737 nucleotides long. It is a transcript of the gene MDM36, whose product is annotated as Mdm36p. Lineage: Eukaryota; Fungi; Ascomycota; Saccharomycetes; Saccharomycetales; Saccharomycetaceae. The coding region runs from base 1 to 1737 and encodes 578 amino acids. The transcript has a single exon. The record is from RefSeq and is a predicted model, not a curated record.
AUGGAUGAAAACGGUUCAGUAAAGCCUGGCUAUGGACUGAAGGGACUCAAUUCGGGAAAUUCGAGGUCGAAAAUGGAUAAGGAUCCCAUCAUUAGUAAAUUUCAUAGGGCUGGUCUCAAUGAUCCUGCAGACGAGGAAGAUAAUGAUGUCGAUGGUAAUCGCAACACUAGCUGGAUAACAUCAAUGAUUAGUGACGAAAGACAUAAGGUGGAGGGAAAGUUUAUGGUGGAUGACGGGGAAGAUUUGCAUUUAUGCAAGACCACUUUGAACAAAUGUGAUGCUCUAGUGAAGAUAUUAACGGAUAUAAUUAAGUUAGAGUUUGUCAUUCAUCAAUCAUGGUAUAUCAGAUCCCUGUAUAAAGGUGUCUUAAUUCAAUUUGAAGUAGAAAUAUCCGGUGGAAAUAGGAAUAACGCCGGCGAUAGUGGUGGCAAUGAUGAUAACCACAACAGUAACCAGGACGACAGCUUUUAUAAGGACUUAAGCUUAAAAUGCAUCAAAAAAUGUGAGAAGUCUUCCCUUGCACUUGAGUCGCUGUCAAGAGACAUUGACAAGAUAAGAGAUUUCAUAAUGUCCAACACGAUAGAAGAAAAUAGGGUUGACAGGCUUUUGCAAAAUUCGAUGACCUUAUUAUUGGAAUGUUGGAUCUACUCUAUGAAGCGAUUACGCCGUCUAAGGAUGAAGAUUGCAGGCAUCUUUGUUAGGUCCAAGCUUUUGCUUAUUGAUCAUGAAUUAGUAACCAUAUGGCAUUUUUUACAGGAGCAAAACGAGCACGAAACGGUAAAUAAUGAGAACGAACUAAAAUUAGCAGAGACAAUAAAAUCAUACAGAGCGUUCAUUAAGAUAUUCAUUCAACAAUUGGAAGACUCCGAAGCGGGAUCUCCAUCUUCCUCUCUGUUUGAAGAAUGCUUACACGUUUUUUUGGAUAUCGAAUCGAUGUACAACUCUUUAAACCUAAAUUGGCUAUUGAAUGAAAACAAAGCAUUGCAAGAAAGACUAAUGUCAUCAUCGUCAACAUCGGAAAGCGAACAUGCUAAGAGUCUUCCUGUUAUUGACGAGACAAAGGAGAUUGAAGAUAUCAGCUCAUUUGUCAAUAGCAUUGUGGAUGCAUCCAUGUUGACACAUGAUUUGACUCCAAUCAAUUCAUCGGACAGUGACAAUUUGUCAAAUGGAGAAAUUGACCGUCUAGAUGGAAGAAGAUUAUCCUCCUCUACUUCAGAUAUGUCAUUGAUGAUGCAAAGGACAUCGCUACAGAAACAACUUCCUACCCUGUUAACCGCCUUUAAUAACGCAAGAAGACUAGAACAAGAAUUGCAGAAUGCAUGCAAAGUAGAUGAUAACAAAAAUAGCACCGAAGAUACUGAUUCAAGUGUACGACAGAACGAACAUGCUAUGUCUUCAAGUGUAUCCUCCAUAAUAUCCCAAAACUCUACAUUAGCAUCACCGUCUCCUCCGUUGUCAUCGUCCUUUAUAUCUACUACAUCCUCACAAUCAAGUUCUCGUAUGGCCACAUUGCCACUGUCUUCUUCAUCUUCAUUAUUGGAAACGCAAUCACAAACGCUGAAGAACAACAUGUCGCAAUGGUUGAACCAAUCGCGGUCUGGCCUCAACGGUACAAAACUUAUACCAACAAACCACAUUGGCUUUCAUAGUAAUGUUCUGAAUACUUUGUACGGUAUCGGUGGUGGUCCAACAUCCAGAUCCUACAAAUCUACUCAACCCUCUUCACAAAACACAUGA